Molecule: messenger RNA, 2705 nt
Organism: Sinocyclocheilus rhinocerous
Lineage: Eukaryota; Metazoa; Chordata; Actinopteri; Cypriniformes; Cyprinidae
Gene: gpc5a
Product: glypican 5a
Exons: 10
Coding region: 364-2058 (564 amino acids)
Biological process (GO): regulation of protein localization to membrane; positive regulation of canonical Wnt signaling pathway; cell migration
Cellular component (GO): extracellular region; plasma membrane; cell surface
Source: RefSeq, a predicted model, not a curated record
UUGCAUGACUAAUAAGGACAUCUAAGCGUCCGUGCCUGUUCGCUCGUUUUCCCCCCUUUUUUUCGAUUGGUUGCAGGGCUAAAGAUCGGAAGUAGUUUAUUUAUGCUAAUGAAGGAGUUGGGGGUUGUAGAUAUUUACGUUCAACGGGAACCGCCCUUCAUUCACCCACAUGGUUCAAGGCAGGUCGGGUUCGCGCCACUUUUGCAAUUUUACUCUGAUUAAGAAAGUCGUUUUAGCAGAAGUUUCACUUCGCUUUGGACGCGCGCCGCGUUCGUUUCAUUCGAUCGCGGUCUACUUUUAAGUUUACGCACCAGUUUCGCAGAUUUGUCCAGAGCAGUGGCAGUAAACGGCAAGUGAGUGAAGAUGGUGGAUUUCACUGGUUCAGAUCUUCAGGUUUGUUUGUCAAAGAAUCUAACGUGCUGCACCAAGAAGAUGGAGGAGCGUUACCAGGUGGCGGCGCGACGGGACGUCCAGAACCUCCUCCAGAUAACCAGCUCUAGUCUGAAGUUCCUCAUCUCACGCAACGUGGCUGCUUUUCAAGAAACCGUGGAAUCCCUGGUGCGUCAGGCGGAGAAUCACACUCACGCUGUCCUCCUGCACACGUACCGUGAUCUGGCCAGUCCAGCGGCGGCUCCCGUCGGGGAGUUUUUCACAGACGUGGGUCUCUUCGUCUUGGGCUCCGAGCUCAGUCUAGAGGAAGCUUCGCAACGCUUCUUUGACGCCCUUUUCCCCCUUGUUUACGAGCGGCUGGUGGAGCCGGAUCUGUCACGCUUGUCUCUGCCGUACACAGAGUGCGUCCGUGCCUCCUGUCGGGAUCUGGGGCCGUACGGCGGAGCCCCGGGUCGCCUUGCCGCGCUCAUCUCCCGCGCCUCGCUGCCCGGCCGGGUGUUCCUCCAGGCGCUACACUUGGGCGUGGAGGUCAUCAACACGACCGACCACAUUCAGCUCAGCCGCGAGUGCAGACGCGGCCUGCUGAGGAUGAGCUACUGCCCGCACUGCCAGGGUCUGACCGCCAGCAAGCCCUGCAUGGGCUACUGCCUCAACGUGGUGCGAGGCUGUCUCGCCAGCCUGGCCGAAGUGGACGCCCACUGGAGGGAGUUUGUGCGCUCGUUAGAGACGCUCUCCACCCGCAUGCACGGGGCGCAGGAUCUGGAGCAAGUACUUCUGGAAGUUCCCGGGCUGGUGAGGGACGCCGUGGCCCACGCGCAGAGGAACGCACCGCGACUUUCUUCACAGGUGCGCAGGGUGUGCGGUCACCCCGUCAGACAGCAGCCGGAGCAGGUGAGCAGCGGUCAGCACAGCAGCGCCGGACGAGACUCCAUUCCUCUGAAAGCAGCAGUCAGAAACGCAGACGACACGCUCAGCAACAGGAGGAAAAGUGUGCGCAGGGUGUGCGGUCACCCCGUCAGACAGCAGCCGGAGCAGGUGAGCAGCGGUCAGCACAGCAGCGCCGGACGAGACUCCAUUCCUCUGAAAGCAGCAGUCAGAAACGCAGACGACACGCUCAGCAACAGGAGGAAAGAGUUCCUCAGCAGUCUGCGGCUGCACCGCGCGUUCUACGGCGGCCUGGCCGACCAGCUGUGUGUGAGCGACCUGGCCUCUGGAGACGGAACGGCUUGCUGGAACGGGGCCGGUGUGGCCAGCUACACUCUCCGAGUGGUUGGCAACGGCAUUAAAGCCCAGGCUGAAAACCCAGAAGUCAAAGUGAAGGAGGCCGACCCGGUGAUCAGUCAAGUCAUUGAUAAACUGAAGCACAUCAAUCAGCUGUUGCAGGGCAAGUCAAUCCCAAAGCUGGGCACACUGGACCAAAUCGAGACCGGAAGUGGAGAGGGAUACAGCGGAGACUGUGAUGAUGAGGACGGAUGCUGGGGAUCAGGGAACGGAGCGGCUGAGAGGAGAAGAAUAGAAACUAUAUUGACACCGGAAAAUACCAACAAUCACAGAUACCAUCACCCACAAAGCAAAGGCUUUGAUCAGAUGAAUUCUGGCACGAGAGGAACACAACCCGUCCCGCUGGCUCUGGUCUGGAUAUGCGCGUUUGCGCUGUUGUCAGGGUAACGGCAGCCAACUGGGUCUGAACCCCAGUCUCAAGACUGCUUUUUCACACUGUUUCUUAGAAAGAAAAGAAAAUGUGCCAGAUUUUAAAACGUCGAGAGUGAAAUUCCAGCGAGGAGAUGUUCUCGAAUGGAAACGGAUCGUAAAAAUUGAUGCAUUGAGAACUGAGGAGGAGCUGAGAGUGAAAAAUAAGAAACAAAGCUGUCCUUUCAUAAAUCUUUUUAAUCACAAAGUGUUUCUAUCAUAAACAUAACAGGCUACUAAAUAUUCUGCCAACACUUUACUGCAUUGAAUAAUGUCUUUUCUACAGGGUUCAGAGUAACACAUUCAGAGAAAAAUUAAUUAAUUAAAUUCUUUAAUGAUGUAUAUUCAAAAAAUAGUUGAGCUGAAAUGAGCACGGCACGUAUCAGCGUUUUGUUUUUUUUUGUUUUUUUUAAAUGAUGCAAUAUUUCUGAUGUCACACUGCUUUAUGAAUACGUCUCGGUACCAUGUACCUAAAUGACCUCCUUUUUUCAGCAUUUUUAAAUGUACUGUUGUUGUUUCUUUUCAUCUGAAAUGGCGUACGACGCAAAGUGUAUAAAGAUGUGUUGAUUUACAAUGUAUUUAUUCUUGGUUACAGAGUGACAUUAAACAGCUAAUGAAACUAAACA